Messenger RNA from Dothidotthia symphoricarpi CBS 119687, 1422 nucleotides. RefSeq lists its product as uncharacterized. NCBI's taxonomy places the organism in Eukaryota, Fungi, Ascomycota, Dothideomycetes, Pleosporales, Dothidotthiaceae. The transcript is spliced from 2 exons. The record is from RefSeq and is a predicted model, not a curated record. The coding region runs from base 1 to 1422 and encodes 473 amino acids.
AUGUCUUCCGUACCGUGGACUCCAGGCCGUGGUCGUGGUCGUGGUGGCUUUGCUCCGCGAAGAGGGCGUGGCGGAUCGUCUCCGGCAUUCGUGAAACGCGAGCUUAUCAAACCUGAUAUAGAGAAGUAUCCGCUUGGCAGCCUGAUCGAACUCCUCCACGUUUCUAGUUUAGAGGCCAAGAGUGACGACACGACUCCAGGUAUCUCUCAUUGUCAAUAUGUAGCUUCGUACAAUUGGCUAAACGAGAAUACUCCAACUAUCAUUGUCCCUGGCAAGCCUCCUCGAUGGACACCCCUCGCUACUCCACGACGUUUGUCAGAAGACAGCGGACAAUACUAUCGCGAUCCAAACGCUGCGAUGUUUGAUCUCCCCCUCACACCAGCUGUGAAGGCCGUUCUGGACAUCGACUCCCCCGACCAGAGAUCUGAAAUCGAUGUCUUCGCCUGUGGUAGUACGCUAGGCAAUCUUCUACGCCUCGUUCGUGGACUCGACAAGCCAUUCCGUUUUGAUAUUGAGUUGAUUGGCAACACCGUAUUCUUCAUCCGCAAAGAGAAUGACCCGAAAGAGCUUAUCAAGGACGUGAGAGGAUUUGGGCAUACCUUCCCCGAGGCGUAUACAACCUGGGAGAAAGAGACUAAAGGGUCUGAAACACAUCAGCGUAUUGUACAAUACAAACUGGGGAACCUCGAAUGUAUGGUUCGAUUUGAAUGCGAUGGCUAUAUACAGGACACCUCUACCCUUGAUAAGUCGGAGGGUAGUAGACCAAACGGCCAUCCGAACGAUGUUGAUCUCCUCGAUGCGUUCCAGAAGACGGCCAUUACUCCAUCGUUCCACUCGACUCUAUCGAUGAAACCAGACAUGGAUCUUCCAACGAUCAAACAGGCUGGCUCUUAUGUUUCACAAUCUUCCAUCUUCGACUUGAAAACCCGUUCUGGCAGGUACAACAAGGAAAUCAACAUGUAUGAUAUCUAUCCCCAGCUAUGGAUUAAACAAGUGCCCAAUUUCAUUGUUGCAUAUCACGAUGGUGCUGGCCUAUUUCAAGAUAUCCGAGUCCAAGAUGUCAGGAAAGAUGUGCAGGACUGGGAAACAGAGAACAUUGACGCGAUUCGCCGUCUGACCGUAUUAUUGAACAGGAUCAUCGAAAUUGCAAAACGAGACAAAGGAGGUCUGUUGGAGGCUUACUGCGCCGGAACUGACCGCCUGGAAAUUCGAGUUCAACAUGGAGGAGGCACCCAUGCAUUGCCUGCCAUGCUAAGAAGUGCGUGGGUGGGAGAGAACGAGUCCCAUGUCGACGAUAGUGGUAUAGACCUUGGAUACAAGGAAGACAGUGACUUUGAGGAUGAUAGUUCUGACGAGGAAGAGAAAGACUUCACUGCCUGUUCUGCCGAGGAUUGCGGAUAUUGUGGAAGGUGCACGUAUUAG